Equus quagga is the source of this 1305-nucleotide messenger RNA. RefSeq lists its product as uncharacterized. The coding region runs from base 1 to 672 and encodes 223 amino acids. The record is from RefSeq and is a predicted model, not a curated record. The transcript has 3 exons. Lineage: Eukaryota; Metazoa; Chordata; Mammalia; Perissodactyla; Equidae.
AUGGGUCUUCCACCUGGUUCCCCCACCUCCAGACUCUUAGAUAUGGUGAGAUGUGCCAGCCACCCCCCCCCUUGCAGCCAACGGGAACAAAGAAGGGCCUCCUACACCCUAGAACUGAAGCCAGCUGCUGUGGCAAAACGAGGCUACUUCCACACAUUUUAUCUAACACCCUGCAGCCGGAGGGAAACAGCGAACGACUCUAAGGGGCAGGGAGGAGCUGAGACAAAGGGCGGCGAGAGAUGGGGAGGCAGGAGUAGGGCGCACCCCGCCCGCCUGACCCCAGGGUGGGCCGAGCCGUCCUCGGGUCCCGCCCGCCCCUGCCCUCAGAGCCCUUGCCCGCGCGGGGCCGCAGUCCCCCGACUCACCGCGCCUCGCCUGCGCUCCGAGGAGGACCGUGAGACCCGGAGUCCCGCGAAGCCCCGGCCCGGCAGCUGGCACCCGCCGGGGACGGCGCAGCGCUGGCGCGGGGACAGACGGCAGAGGCAGCGGCGCGGAGCCGGGACGCGCUGUGCAGCGGCGGGGAUUCGGACCGGCCGUGCGCUCACGGUACGCCGGGCAAUGUUGAUCCUGCGUUUCUUCUCAAACGGCACUGACUCGGUUGCUUCCAACAUCUUGGCCUCUCCUGAAAGCUCAUCGUCAUUCAGAGAGCUGAGCACAGAGCCCAGCACGUGAUAAAAACCCAGUGCUGGCUACGUGUUUGCUGUCAUUGUUCUCGUUGUUGCCGAGCAAUUGUGAACGGCAGCUUCCUGGUCUAGGCAGGCGCUUCUACCUGUAUUUAAUCUACACACCCCUUUGAAGGAGAUACCACCACCCGCAUUUCUCCGUGAGGGUCAGGUGCUCAGAGAGGUUCAGCCGAAGGUUCACACAGCCAGGGAGUGUUCACUCUCUGUGUACACACAGCCAGGAAACCCACAACUCCAGUCAAAUCAUGAUUUUUUAAAAAUUAGACAACUUCCAAUGGAGGGACAUUCAACAAUAUACCAGACGGGUGCUCCUCAACCUCGUCACGCCAUCAAAAACAGGGGAAGCCCAGAAACCGUCACAGCAAAGAGGAGCCCAAGGAGACGUAAGGCUAACUUGGGAUCCUGCGGGGGCUCCUGGGGCAGAAAAGGGGUGUUAAGAGAAAACAGGAUAUCUGAACAGCGUGGACUUCAACGGUCAUGUUUCAAUAUUGGCUCAUGAAUUGUAAUACAUGUAUUGUACUAAGACAGGAUAUUAAUAGAGGAAAUUGCGGGGGGAGGAUGGGGAACUCUCUGUACUAUCUUUUUUUUUUUUUAAGGAUUUUAUUUUUUUUCCUUUUUCUCC